AAUGACAUAAUUCAUUUAGCCGGAAGUGACUCUCGAAUCUUUAUUUGUAGAGGAGCGCUUGUCCCGUUAUUCGCUGUUAUUAUCACCAAUAAUUAUUUUGUUUUUUCGAGGCAAAUUAAUCGUUCGGGCGAAAUAGGCAAAGCCCCGUGUGGCAUUGCCUGACAAUCUGUAAAAAUGUCACAAACAUGGUGUGAAAGGACGGAGUGAGGUUACCAGUCGGUGGGCGAUUUUUUUUCUUCAUCAUUAGGGAGGAAUUUCUCUGUUUUAUCAAACGCAAGUAUGUCAGGAAAACACUUUAACGUGCACGAAGUGGGCUGUUGCAUCAAAUACUUCAUAUUUGGAUUUAAUAUUAUAUUUUGGCUGCUGGGAGUGGCGUUCCUGUCCGUGGCUCUGUGGGCCUGGAGUGAGAAGGGGGUUCUCUCCAACAUAUCCUCCAUCACAGAUCUGGGUGGGUUUGACCCAGUGUGGCUGUUUCUUGUGGUUGGAGGGGUGAUGUUCGUGCUCGGCUUCGCAGGAUGCAUCGGUGCUUUGAGGGAAAACUCCUUCCUUCUUAAGUUUUUUUCCGUUUUUCUGGGAAUCAUAUUUUUCCUGGAGUUGACAGCAGGAGUCUUGGCGUUUGUCUUUAAGGACUGGAUUAAAGACCAGCUCAAGUUCUUCAUCAACAACAAUAUUAGAGCGUACAGAGACGACAUUGACCUACAGAAUCUCAUUGAUUUCACGCAAGAUUAUUGGGAGUGUUGUGGAGCUUUUGGGCCUGAAGACUGGAAUCUGAAUAUUUACUUUAAUUGUACUGACACUAAUCUGAGCAGAGAGAAAUGUGGGGUUCCCUUUUCCUGCUGCACCAAGGACCCCGCUGAGGAUGUGAUCAACACACAGUGUGGAUAUGACAUUCGAGCGAAAGGUGAAAACGAACAGAAGACGUUUAUACAUACAAAAGGAUGUGUGCCACAGUUCGAGAAAUGGCUACAGGAGAAUCUAACCGUAGUUGCCGGAAUCUUCAUAGGAAUUGCACUUCUGCAGAUAUUUGGGAUCUGUCUGGCACAGAAUCUACUGAGUGACAUUGAGGCGGUCAGGGAGAGCUGUUUGUUUACCUGAAGCACUUGAGCCGUUCUACAGACAGAGCCUCCAUCUCUCUGUCACUCAGCAACAGGGUUGGCACAUUGUCAUCACAGUAUCCUAGCAACCAGUGAGGGAUUCCAUUCACAUACCUCCUUUAUUACAAUGUACAGCGACAUCUUCACGUUUCCAUGAUAAUGGUGUCCGAUGAUAGAUUUGUGUUUAAUCCUUCUUCAAAUAUCACACAACGAAAUCCAACAGUAUUAACAUGCUUAAUCUACAUACAACUAAGUUGUCUUCCUUAAGACUAUCCAUAACGUAACAACAGGCCACUUGCAUUCUGUCUGUGUUGUUUUUUAACUGUUGAUCUAUGUACAUAUGCCUCAGAUGAACAUAUUUGACACAACGAGCAUCGCAUUUCGCAAGUUAAAAUUAGUGCAACUAAAAAAAAAUAAUAAUAAUCUGAAAACCUGCAUUCGUUUCCAUUCCAGAUGAUUACACUACAAUUCAUCAGUUUGGCAGAUACAGCAAUGAUUCAGUCAUUGAAUUAUUUCCAUGUUUGUAGGCAAAUACAAAGAAGCUUUGAAUAUUUAUAGAUUAUUAGUUGACCUAAACGAAUGAGCGCACCUUUUCCUGCAUUUUCUGCACUGUUUGUGCGGGAGGAAAUCUGCAUAAUUGUGCAAAAUGGAUAUUUAAAUAUGAUAAAAUGUGUUUGUCAGUGCUAAGAGUACUAUAGUUCUAUCUGAAAACAUGAUCAAAUUAGGCAAAUUAUUUAUUACUUGCGGGGGAUGUGUAAAAUUUUGUGAAUGACUAGCAUCCUGUGGAAAUCUGCUCAAGCCCAAAGCCCGUGUUCUGCGACGGUCCGCGCACCGUCCGUGUCGGCGUACAACAGCGCAUGUGAGAAUGACUUGAGCACUUGAAAAAAAUAGAUAGUGCGUAUGCGCCAAAUGCUUCUUUCCGCGCUCACGACCAGAGGCUCGCACACUGUCCACGAUGGUGGUCUUUUCGCGCUCGACAAAAGAAGAAUACGUUGAAAGGCUCGCACGCUCAAUUGUGCGCAAGACGGAGCGGAACGCGGAAAAUUAAGUAUUCCAGGGCCUUCAGAUUUCUGGCAGAUUCUGUGCAGAACCCGUUUUAGUAAGGCAGUUGUAGCCUGCAGAUUGUGCUAAAUGAUGAGUUACUGUCUACUUAACACUACAUGAGUGUUCGACUCUCUCAAAUGUAUUAAAUUCAUCGAGACUAUUUGUUUAUUUUGUUCACAUUGUCAGAUUGUGUGUGUAUAUUACCUGUUUAAUGGAUUUUAUAAAAACAGUUGCUUUUGAAACGAA
This is a messenger RNA of Megalobrama amblycephala (Wuchang bream), 2384 nucleotides long. RefSeq names its product tetraspanin 5b (gene tspan5b). The record is from RefSeq and is a predicted model, not a curated record. The transcript has 9 exons. Gene Ontology annotation, biological process: protein localization to plasma membrane; protein maturation; regulation of vascular endothelial growth factor signaling pathway. The coding region runs from base 280 to 1095 and encodes 271 amino acids. Gene Ontology annotation, cellular component: membrane. NCBI's taxonomy places the organism in Eukaryota, Metazoa, Chordata, Actinopteri, Cypriniformes, Xenocyprididae.